GAGCUGCUGCUGCCAAGAGAAGCAGUAUAUAAACCCCUUUGACCUCUUUUUCUCUUCUUCUUCCUUUUCCAUCUCUCAUCCAUUCCUCCUUUUCAUCGAUAUCAUCCACUGCUAUCCUCGUGCAUCUUCCAUCAGCAUCAUAUCCCUUCGCAUACUUCUCUAUAUUUCUGUCUUAGGAAGUACCCACAACUACAUCAUCAAGAUGCAGCUUACUCUCGUUGCCAACGUCUUCCUUGGUCUUUGUCUCUCCGCGGCUGCCUCCCCUACCAACUUCACCCGGGCUCCUAUCGUUGUGGACAAUCCUUCGAGGCUGUUCGAGGCCCGUCUGCUGGAAAAGAACACCACGACCAUCCGGGGCGCUCUCAACAUCUGGGCUCGGUCAAUCGGAGUCAAGGUCCAUGCGGACUUCUGGGGGCUUCCAAAGGAGCAGGCAUUGCCAUACCAUAUCCAUGCCCGUCGAGUCCCCGAGAAUGGCAGUUGCGAAGCCACCGGUCCACACCUAGAUCCCUACAACCGCGGCCAAGAUCCUCCAUGCGAUGCCACUCAUCCCGAAACUUGCGAGGUUGGCGACCUAAGUGGAAAACAUAGUCCCAUGUUCACCGCGGUCUAUGGAUCCUUCGAGGCCGAAUACCCAGACCACUUCCUUUCGACAGACCCCAACAGCCCAGCCUACUUUGGUGAUCUCUCUAUUGUCGUCCAUGGGCCCAACAGCGAAAGGCUCAACUGCGGUAACUUUGAGUUAAAGCAGACUGGCACCGAGUCUACUUAAUAGGAGACUUGUUCAAUGGCACGGCAUGCGGAGGAUUCAGAUUUCCCCGUGUUUGUGGAGGAGUUUCCUUUUAGGCCGACUGUAAUCCUCAUCUCUUUUUUGGGACAUAACUCUACAUCCUUUUGCCCGUGAUCCUGUAUAACCUCGAAUCCUUGCGAUGCAACAUUGAUGUCCUGUUCCUUUUUUUUUUUUUUUUUUUUUUUUU
This is a messenger RNA of Aspergillus ruber CBS 135680, 974 nucleotides long. Its product is annotated as putative cytosolic Cu/Zn superoxide dismutase. The coding region runs from base 203 to 769 and encodes 188 amino acids. Gene Ontology annotation, biological process: superoxide metabolic process. The record is from RefSeq and is a predicted model, not a curated record. The transcript is spliced from 2 exons. Lineage: Eukaryota; Fungi; Ascomycota; Eurotiomycetes; Eurotiales; Aspergillaceae. Gene Ontology annotation, molecular function: metal ion binding.